Rodentolepis nana is the source of this 273-nucleotide messenger RNA. NCBI's taxonomy places the organism in Eukaryota, Metazoa, Platyhelminthes, Cestoda, Cyclophyllidea, Hymenolepididae. The record is from the annotation of a GenBank genome assembly.
AUGGUUGAACUACAAGGUGAUAUAAUUGACAAAACGGAUGGCAGCCUUAGUGGAAAAGUCAUCGGUGAUUUGCACUUUACCCGUCAGAACGUACCUGUACUUAUUAUUGGGCAUAAUAUUUUGCAUGGCGAGAUUAUUAAUCUGUCAAAGCCCUUCGCCGUGCUUCAGCGGGUGGCAAAGGACAACAGCACUGAGCUACUUGUCACAGCCGUCAUCAAGAGAAAAAUAAUUUUUAGAGUACGACCAAAACCUAUCAUAUGGAUGCAAAAGUAG